AUUACGGUCUCCAUCAGCAUCAUCAGCAGCUAGCGAGUGAAGCUUCUCCUGUACGCGGACGCCAUUGUUUAUUUUUUCAAACGCUCAAGUGAAUUCCUGUUUCCCCGGGUCGCGUCCAUGGUCGAAAAUAGUGCCCGUUUGGUGUGUUCUGCGGUGAUCAGUGCCAAAGUGAUGAAAUCUUCAUCGAAAGACGACUGAUUGAAGGUCGGAUGAAAAGCUCGUACAUAUUCGAGAGAAGGGGAGCGCCGAACAGCAACGCAGAAGAGCGAAGCAAAACAGACAGUUCAGUAGUCCGUAGCCAGUGAAAAAACGUAGAGUUUGGCUUGAAAAAUUCUUCAAGAGGAAGAACGGUCGCCAAGAGCCCAAAAACUGACAAGUGAAAAAGUGCUAGGAUUUUCAAUGAAAAAUCAACUUAAUGUAGUUUGUAAGGUACAGAAGAUUUUAUCCGGUGUAGCGUAGUUCGAUCGAAGACAGCAAAAUCGUGUAUUUCGAAGUGAAACGAAGCAGAAUAUCUUCCCAUGACAGCCAUCUCGGAAUCGGCCGGUGGAUCCGAGCUGGUCCCAGUAUCGGCCAAAAAUAAUGCCAUCCUCCGAUGGAAACGCGUUACAAAUCCGAGCGGACCGCAGCCACGACCUCGUCAUGGUCAUCGGGCGGUUAACAUAAAAGAGCUGAUGGUCGUUUUCGGUGGUGGCAACGAAGGAAUCGUUGACGAACUUCACGUAUACAAUACAGCCACCAACCAGUGGUACGUACCGGCCACCAAAGGAGACGUCCCGCCGGGAUGCGCUGCCUAUGGAUUUGUCGUGGAUGGGACCCGCAUUCUCGUGUUCGGUGGCAUGGUCGAGUAUGGGAAGUACUCGAAUGAGUUGUAUGAACUUCAGGCCACCAAGUGGGAAUGGAAGAAACUCAAGCCGAAACCACCAGAGUCUGGGCUGCCACCGUGUCGACGUUUAGGACACAGUUUUACGCUGGUGGGGGACAAGAUUUACCUGUUCGGAGGUCUUGCCAACGAGAGCGACGACCCGAAGAAUAACAUCCCCAAAUAUCUGAACGAUUUGUACAUCCUCGAGAUCAAGAACAAUCAGUUGCAGUGGGAGUUACCGACGACUUUCGGCGAGAGUCCACCGCCACGGGAGUCGCAUACCGCUGUGUCUUGGUAUGAUAAGAAAAUGAAAAAAUACUGGCUGGUGAUAUAUGGUGGCAUGUCGGGAUGUCGGUUAGGUGAUCUGUGGUUGCUAGACACGGACACCAUGUCUUGGACGCGACCGAGAACCAGCGGGCCACUUCCGCUACCCCGGUCACUACACAGCUCCACACUCAUCGGUAACCGGAUGUACGUAUUCGGUGGGUGGGUUCCACUCGUCAUGGAAGACGUUAAGGUGGAGAAGCACGAGAAGGAAUGGAAAUGUACCAACACGCUUGCCUGUUUGAAUCUCGAAUCCAUGACAUGGGAAGAACUGGACCUCGACACCGAAGAGGACAACAUGCCACGGGCGCGUGCUGGCCACUGUGCCGUUGGAAUUCACACCCGGCUCUAUAUCUGGUCCGGACGCGAUGGCUACAGGAAGGCCUGGAACAACCAGGUCAGGGUUUGCUGCAAGGAUCUGUGGUACCUCGAGGUGGAACGCCCCACAGCCGCAUCCCGUGUUCAGCUUGUUCGUGCUUCCACACAUUCGCUCGAACUGUGCUGGCCGGCGGUUCCCUCGGCUGCGUAUUAUAUUCUCGAGGUCCAGAAGAUUCCUCAGCCACCUCCACCACCACCUGUCACACCAACACCCACACCGGUGCCCAACAUUACUCCAAUUGUGGCCGCACCGCCAUCACCGGCACUCAGCUCCGCAGUGCCAUCCAUAUCGUCACCGGCGUCAGGAUCAAUGUCGCCAGCUAGUUCCAGUAUUCCAUCAGCGCUCACCUCCGGCGAGCCACUUCUGCAACAGCCGAUAAUCAAAACACUUCCGGGCAGGCCCGCCGCUUCCCCGAUUGCCCUAUCCUCAUCACCGAUGGCCAUACACGCGGGAUCUCCACUGGCCACGGUUGGCGGUGGUGCCAGUCCAAACAUCCUUCAGAACGCCACUCAAGCAAUAGGCAGUCCAGUUCAUCAUUCGACCGGUUUGCAAUCACCAACACCGGUAGCAGUUGCCGUACCAUCGUCACCGGUGCACAGCAUAACGUCGCCUCCGAUGCAACGUAUCGUAACCAAGGUGCAGGCUCCGAAGUCAAUCCAGCAGCAGCAGAAGCUGCUAACACCUACCUCUCCUAUCCUGCAGCAGCAACCGACACAGAUUAUCCAAACACAGGUUCAAUCUCAACCAACGGUGCAGCAGCAGCAGCAAGCGCAGAUUCAAACCCAGAUCACCCAACAGCCACAGACCAUUCGUGUGCUCAGCGGGACCACCGCUAUUUCAAAUGCUCAGCAAAUUGCGACCGGCACCGGUACACCAAUCCGUGUACUCUCAUCCACCGGCCAGCAGGUGCGUAUCGCUACCCAGCAGCAAUUGGGUAACGUUAGCGCGGCAAACAUUCAACAUGUCACUGGCCAGCAAACGGCAACGGUUCUUCGCGGCCAGAACAUUGUUGGGACGCAGCUGCAGCAGCAGCGUAUUGUCAGCGCUUCGGGAUCGACAACAACAACGGCCACCAUUGGAGGCAAGCAAAUCAUUCUACAGAAACCGUUGACAAUUGUGGGCGGCGCCGGCGGUAACGCCGCGGGGGGAAUCAACAAUUCCGUCAAUCAGCCGCAAAUUGUUACGCUGGUGAAGACAAGUCAGGGUAUGACGGUACAAACGUUACCCAAGGUGAACGUACUUCAGAAGGGAGCGGGAGGCAUCCAAACGCAACAGCAGAUAGUCACUUCCAACAUCGUCGGUGGAAGUGGUACUAUGCAGCAUGCAACGGUUGGAGGUCAGAAGACCGCUGUUAUCGGUGGAAACGUAGUGAAACUAAUGUCAUCUACCGGAACGAUAGGUGGCAAGCAGAUUCUGAUGAAAAAUCCUAACAUUGUACAAGUGGGAAAAGUUGGUACUAACGUUGCCGGCAAACCUACCCUGGUCAUCACGAAUAAGGCCGGGCAGCAGAUCAGAAGUAAUCAGCAAGUGAUAGUGGUCACAACACCACAGGGAAUUCGUACGGUCAGCGGAACCGUUACCUCCUCAGCGAACAAUUUUGUGUCGCUGUCGACGUCACAGGUAAUCAACACGAUCAGCACUUCCAGAGCAACCAGUAUUGGAGGGGCAACAACUGUUCUUCAGGCUGGCACUGUAGGAGCAGCUGGUGGUCAAGCGAUUAAACUUCGCGCCGUUCAGGGAGGUAAACCCAUUACGUUUACUGUUCCCGUUGGAGGGCUACAAGCUGGCGGGCAGAAAAUCAGUGGCCACCAAAUUAUCAAUAUGCAACAGAAGGGUCUCACAAUUGGUGGUAAAGCAGUAACGGUUCAACUUGCUCCGUCAGCGGGGGGUCAAAAAACUGUUACAAUUGUUCCAUCGUCCGGUGGGGCAACCAUUGGUGGAGUUGGUGGAGGUGGCACCUCAGGUCAGCAAAAGAUAGUUAUGUUACCAACGAAAACAACCACAAGAAUUGUGACUCAACAACAAUUCCAGCAAAUUCAACUUCAACAACAGCAACUACAGCAACAACAACAAUUGCAGCAGCAACAACUGCAGCAGCAACAGCAGCAGCAGGAACAAGUUUCCACAGACGCUGCCUUCGCUGCGUUGGCCGCCGAAGCAGGUCUUAUCGAAAACGAUGGCGAUCAAAUAGACCAGAUGGAUGGCUGCUUUGAUCUAUGGCAGGAAGAUGUGGCCUUCGGAGAAGCUGAAGUAAUGAAUAGUGGCGCACGAAUUGAGGAGAUGGAAUCAGAUGAGUGUGAACCAGCCAGAAGUUGGCCCACGAUACCACAAUUGGAUGGUUGCGAUGAUAUGUUGUUCACCGACGAGGAAGAAGAGGAGGAUGCAUCGAGGGGGACACCACGCUAUGUGCGGCUAGGUUUGUUCGGAGGAGCUGCCGCGAUAGAAAACCAAAAUCCGGAUGGUGAAUCGCACGAAGGUGACGAACAGGAUGUCCUGGGCCAGGGUGAUUUGGCAGCGGAUGCCGAUUCGGUUGCUCUUGCUGCUGCGGAAGCUGAUGGAUCUGAUCUUCAGCAGCAAGCGGAAGGAAGUGUUGGGGAAAUGAUGGAGCAAGAUCAGGAAGAGUCCCCAUCGGAAGAGCCAAUGGCGGCUGGUGAAGGAGGAGUACCUUCGUUGCUUAUUUCCGAUCAGGAGCAGCAGCAGCCUCAACAACAACUUCUGGCUUUGGCCGGUGACGAUGGAACGGCGCAGCUUAAUUCCAGCCAACUGUCUCAGCAGGAGCAGCAGGAUGAAACCAAUCUAGCACAUUCGGCUAAUGACACGUCGGAUGUUUCUAUGCAGGAUGCAUCAAUGCUACCAAGUGUUGGUGGAGAGGAUGAACAAUCCAGGAAGAAUGUGUCAGCGGAAACCACGAAUAAUAUGUCUUUUGGCGAACAAUCGGACGGAAGUGCAAUGUCCUCGCGGUUGCAUGAUACACCUAAAGCCGAUAAAGGUGCGAGUAUGGAUUCGUCACCAGGUCUAACGUCAGCUACCAUUUCACACGGGAGUGCCACAACGACGCCAAUAGUGGUUAGUUGUGUAAAUAACGCCCCUACUGCGUCGGAAACCGAGGCCGCCAAUAUCCUCACCACAAUCAAGAGCGGAGAGCUAUUGUCGCUGCAAAAUGCUGACCUACUUGCCGCUGCUGGAUCUGGCGGGGAUAACAUUAUUCAACUAAACACAGGGCUACUCCAAUCGAGCGGUACGCUUGAGAGCUUUGCACGCUCUCUCUCGAGUGACUCUCAGAUGAUAACGUUCAAACCGACCGGGGGAAACGAUCUAAGCCAUAGUGUCAUAUCGACAAUAACGGAUGGUGCCAUGGUAAAAUCGGAAGAUUCCACAAACAGUUCCAACAACGCCGGUGCUGGUGGCCACUUGGAUGCCCUGGCGGAGGCUGCAGCCUCAGCCACGUCCGUACUUUCAGACUUGAUGAAUACAACGACUCCCACAGCUGCAGCAGCUGCGUCAUCGUCACCAUCUACAACAAUGACCAUCGUUGCAGCAUCCAAUCAAUUACAGCAACAGCAGCAGCAUCCAACAACCACAACGAUCAAAUUCUUUGAUGCCAGUUCGAAGCAGUUCACGCUGUCUUCGCCACUGCUCCAAUCGCCGGUCAAUCCACCGGCAAAUAUUCUGAGCACUAGUAAUGGAACAAGCGCGACCGUGUCUCCGGCUGCGGUUCCUACGGUUGUAACCACGAUCCAAGGUAGUACAACAACAUCUCCUAGUAAAAUGUCAACUGCGGCGAAAUCAUUCCGAGGCGGUGCUAAAAACAAGGAUGAAAAGGAAGAGAACAAGAUCGUUAAAAUCAAGGACGAAUCGGAAAAAUGGUUCACCGUCGGAAUCUUCAAGGGGCUCUCUCACACGGUGGCCAACUACGUGGACUUCGAGGAGUGGAACUCUCUGUACGAUGGAGACUUGUUGAGCGCUGACAAUUUGCCCGAUUUGAGCAAACUGAAGCGGAUAAAUUUGGAACCCGGUUGUGCCUAUCGAUUCCGCGUUGCAGCUAUUAAUAGCUGUGGACGGGGCGAGUGGAGUGAUGUUGCCCCGUUCAAGACCUGCUUGCCUGGCUUCCCGGGGGCACCUUCCGCUAUCAAGAUCUCGAAAUCACCCGAGGGAGCGCACCUAUCGUGGGAACCUCCACCGUCGACAACGGGCGAUAUUCUCGAGUACUCUGUCUAUCUGGCCGUGAAGUCACAGAACGCAAAAGAUAAGGCCAACCAGUCGGCGCAGCUUGCCUUUGUGCGAGUGUAUUGUGGCCCCAAUAACCAGUGCACCGUACCCAACCAGUCGCUGCUGACGGCGCACGUAGAUUACACCUCUAAACCGGCAAUCAUCUUCCGUAUAGCCGCACGAAACGACAAGGGAUACGGACCGGCCACGCAAGUUAGGUGGUUGCAAGAUCCACAAUCCGCGAAAGGAUCUCCGGCUGGUGGAACCGGUGCCAAUCCAUCGCCAUCGGCAGUGAAACGGUUAAGUGAAAAAUCUCCCACUACGGCGGCAAAACGGGCGAAGACAAGUGGCAACGCGUCAAUGAUCGUCUCACCCACAUCAAUGCAACCGCAUUAGGUAUGUAAAAUAUGUGUGGAUAAUACACACACACACACACCCAAUUUGUAAAAAGGCAACGGAAAUUAUUAGGACAGAAACAAACAAUAUAAAUAUACUUGCGCAUUCAUUUCUCCAUUGAACAGAUUAAGUUGAGUGUACCGAUAUAUUCAUAUGCGAGAGUGAGUGCGAUUGAAUGAUUGGCUGAUAUGAUGUAAUGUUCGUUUUGAAUAACUCCCAAGUAAUCAGUUUACAGAGUUAAGUAAAGUGCAAAAUUAUACUGAUUCAUUGACACAGACAUGGUUCAAUUUCGAGCAAUGGAGUUUGGUUUUGCUAAAUCUCCUUCGAAAGAUGAAUAUGAAUUUUUUGCUCCUAAAAUUUUUAUAGAGAAAAAAACUAUUAAGUAGUCAAACCAUUACACUAAUAAAACACCAUUUUAGAGAGAGGUAUGAAGGUUAUGUUAUUAGGAGAUUUUGCCUUGUUUUAUAAAAGAUUGCAGAACGCAGGGUAAAAUAGUUUACAUGUAGCUAUAAUGAAGAUAAUCCAUUUAUCACAUCAUCAAACGGUUCUGAUUUUGAUUGGCGUUAAAUCGGUAGAAAAUUGUUUUUUUUUGGUAACGGAAUUAUCCAUAUUCGAAUAUUCCAAGCGACAGGCUCGUUGCACGAGAAACAUUUCAGUUUAUCUUAGGAUUUGUGACAUGUAUUCGUACAGAAAUAAUAUAAUAAUAAUAUUAUACACAUAAUGAGGAGAAAUCAAAUUUCGACAAGCAACUGAAAGAAUAACCCCAUCGAUGAAUCCUCUCCCUUAUUUGAUUCAUUUGAAAGUUUUCUUGUAUUAUAAGUGACCACCUAUCACUCUCACCCCGUGUAUAUUCGUUUCGUUAAGUAUGAAACACACUUCAUUUUCGAACACUCGUUUUGGAAUCAUCAAUUUCUUGAACAGAUGCGGAAACAAAAUUAGUCGAGCUAAUGUUUAACUCUUUCUAAAAGAAUACAGAACCCUAGAAAUUUAGAGAGAAGAAGAGAAGAAAAACCAACGGGAUCUCCCGUCACAUCAAUAAGUAUAAUAAAAAUAUACAUCUAUAUUAACGAAUAUAUAUAUGACUAAUAGUUGUUGUGAUUUCCUAAUAUAAAAAUUAUAUAUGAUUUAUUUUGAUUUAUUUGUACGUAAGACCCAUUCGGCUUUUUUUUUGAGUGAAUGUGAAGUGGUAAAAAAAGAUAAAUUACACAUGUGCUAAUUAAAAUUACAAAAAGGUGGAAGAAAAUAAUUCCACACUUUAUAUUAAGUGACAAGAAAAUGUAAUGGGAGGAAAAUGCGUUUUGUUUACUUUUUAUCUGUUUUUUUUUGGAAAAAAAGUAACACAAUAAAACAAUGAGAUAUUUGUUAACAGUGA
Molecule: messenger RNA, 7542 nt
Organism: Toxorhynchites rutilus septentrionalis
Lineage: Eukaryota; Metazoa; Arthropoda; Insecta; Diptera; Culicidae
Gene: Hcf
Product: host cell factor
Exons: 10
Coding region: 519-6170 (1883 amino acids)
Biological process (GO): regulation of DNA-templated transcription; chromatin remodeling
Cellular component (GO): histone methyltransferase complex
Molecular function (GO): protein binding; transcription coactivator activity
Source: RefSeq, a predicted model, not a curated record